Cinara cedri is the source of this 31062-nucleotide messenger RNA. The record is from the annotation of a GenBank genome assembly. Lineage: Eukaryota; Metazoa; Arthropoda; Insecta; Hemiptera; Aphididae.
AUGCUUAUUGCGGUAAGUACGAGGUUAUUAUUUUAUACAAUUCACUAUACAUAGUAAUAUGUACAAUGUGUUAUGAUAAUAUAUAGUAACGUUUUUAAAACGCAGACGCAGACGAGUAAAAAAAAAAAAAAAUGCACAAUAUAAAAUUAUUAUGUCACAUUUAUUCAAUGUAGAUGGUCGAUAGUUCCAUGAAAAGUACCGAUACGUAUAGUAUAGUGGAAUUUUCAUUGUCUGAAAUCUGAAUAUGCAUAGGUAUUAUCCGCUUAAUGAUUUAUUCAAAUAAAUACAUCAAAUGGAUAAUUCGUCAUGAAAUUCGUGAUUACCAGAGACCGAUAUUUAAAUAUUAAUUUUUUUUUUUCUAUAAAUAAAUUAAUAGAUGAACUUUUACUUUAAUAAAUAUCCUGAUCACGAGCGGAUAUAUCCUCCUAACCCCUCACUCUGUUGUUAGUUACGAAACAUAUAUUGUUGGCGUAAUUCGCAAGUACUCUAUUCAGAAUAGUUUUUCAUUAACAACGGUUUAUCAUCAGUUACAAACAUAAAUAAAUUACAUUAUACUCGUCCACUCUUUCAACUCCUCCUAAAUCUUUUUUUUUCUGUUCACACAUUUUUUAAAUCAUAAUGUUUACAAUUCGUAUUUUAUUUCUGUAACAGAUUAUAAUAUAUGAUUUAUUAAUAUUGAAUUGUUGUUAAAAUAUAUAUAUAUAUAUAUUUAAAAAAAUAAAUACAUUUUUUUAAAUGUAUUUAUCUUUUUAAAUCCUAAAUUUUUAUAUAAUCCCCGGACGCUUCCAAAUGUUCCAGUCCCCGAAUCCCGGGGUUAUCAAAGUAGAUAUAUAUUCUAGUUCAGAUACUGAUAUCAACUGUACAUCGUAUUUAGUUUUAUAAUUUACCAAUGCAAAUUUAUCCAUUUGACGUAUUUCUUUUAAAUGUUCCAUUACUUAAUUGUUACUGCGGGUAUACCUAUUUAUACCAGUGCCGUUGACACGAGGCACGUGUCCUUUCUCUUAAUUUUUUUUUUUUUUUUUACUAAGCGCUCUGAAAUGAACAGUUCACACAUUUCGAUAAUUCAAAUUCGGCAUUGAAUUUGACAUAAUAAUAUGCAAAUCAAAAUUUUAGGACAAUCUAAUAAAUUUGAAUAAUAAAGCAUUAAAAUAAUUUUCCAACAGGCGAUAAUGAAAUUGCUAUUAAUAAUAGUAAGUUUUACAAAUAUAACAUUGUUUUAGAAUAAUAAUAAUAUAUUAAUAUUUAAUACCUAGUAAUUCUGAAAAAGAAAAAGAAAUAAAUCGAUUUUGGAUAGCAAUAGAAUAUUAUUUUAAAUAAUAGAAUAUAGAUUUGUUAGUUGUGAAUUUUUCAUUUUUUGGAAUAUUAUGUUCAUUAUUUUCAGAGAUAUUUUUAAAAUUAAUUUUAUUUAGACUUUUCGCAAUAAUCACAAACCGGAACACUGUGCGGUUUCGUUAAUUGCUCGAAAUAAAAUAUAUUAUAAAAAACGCCCAUUUAAUUGCUGUAUUAUUUUUAUUUUAUAUAUGAUAAUAAAUUGACAUGAUAUUGCACCCGUUAAAUAGGUCAUACAGCUAUGUGAAACAAUACUUGAAAAUAUAUUUAGUAUUAUAAGACGCUGUAUAUUUAUUUUUUAUUUGUAGAUAUUUGUGUCAGUGAGUUAAUUUAUUGAUUUAUUUAUUUGUUUUAUAUAAUAACAUAAAUUAUUUUAUUUUGUUUUAUUAAAUAUGGGCUAAGCCACGUGCAUUUACAAGCCCAUCUUCAACAUUUUCGAAUCAUUAUUUCCCUCUUAAAUUACAAUGUUUCGAAUUUGACCAAGUCGCCAGCCCCAGCCCCCCCUUUAAAUUUUCUCUCCUAAAUAAUGAUACGAACAUUUUCAACUUUUCAAAUUUUUGACAAAGUUCUUCAAUACGAAAUCGACUUGAUAAUUAUUUACAAAAGGUUCAUGGAUGAAGUUAUUCAGGACCAUUUAAUUCAUAUUAGCUGAGCGACCAGGCCUAAAACCAAAUUUGAUGAUCAAUAAGGACCGAGUUGACUGUUGAUAGAAUAUUAUUGAGUAGGAGUUUUUCGAGAAGUUUAGCAAUAUGACUUAGGAUGAAAAUGAGCCUAUAGUCCUUAACACUGGAUUUAUCACCUGAUUUUAAAACUGGGGUGACAGAUCAUAGUUUCCCGACAGCUGAAACUCUCCCUUCAUCCAGAGAAAGUCUGAAAAAGAAGCUAGAGGGAAACGGUAAGAAAAGACUGAAAAGGAAAGUUCCAGAUUUUACAUUAUUCAGCUUAUGACUAACUCGACAUCAGCAAUACUACACAACACUAACAAUUAUUAGGUAGAUCGUAACUUAGAUGAGGAAGUUAAACACAACUUUUGGAGAAAGUAAGGGAGUGAACUGAGUUGAAGAACUCAGAAAACAGAUCAGUAAUGCCAAAAUGUUCAGAAUUAAAACGAUCGUCUAACCAGGCAGUGUUAGGAAUACUAUUAUCGGACCUAACACUACGAACAAAUUUCCAGAAUGAACCGGAGUUAUUUUUUAAGGCAGCUUCAGUGAGAGUUAUGUACUUUUUAUGACACUUUUUGGACUUAUGUAUACCGGAUUUGGAGAUUAGAAAACUAAACUUCCCGAGUUUGAGCUCAUUUGGUCCGAAGUAAGUCGCUAAAUGUGUCCUAAAAUAAUGGAAAAAAGAUGCAUAUAAUAAAUAUAAAUAACACACAUAUUAUUCAUGAGAGAGAUAUCAGUACAAAUAACUUCCUUUUCGGGGAAGAUUUGUCAACAAUUUCAAACGAAUAAUUUUUUUUAAUUCAAAUAAAUUAAUACGGUAAUACAUAUCGGUCACGGGAAAAUUUAAACCGAAUUUUAAUAAUUAUUGCCUUACACCUAUAUAGAUCAGAUAUACUACGAUUUGAAUGGUAAGUUAUACAAAUAUAAUUUAAUUUUAGAACAUUAUUAUAUUGAAUUUUAUUUGCUGAGUGUACGUGAACAAAUUGUAUUAGAUUUAUUAUAACGUGUGUUUUUUUUUCUCGGAAAAUACUUGUUCAGCUUGUAAAAAUACAUAGAUAUUUACAUAUCAUACUCAAAACGAUUUUUCUCCUGGUGAUUCUGUAGUCAGCUAACUAAUUUGAUUAGCUUCUCCGCAGCGUACCGUACAAUGACUAUAAUAUGCCCACCCAUAUCAACUUUUUUUUAUUUAAGAUAUUUUUAUGAGCUGGUUUGCUUGCUUUUACCAGGUUCAGGGUUUAGCAUAGUUUCAUAUUUUCCUAUGUAUUUUCCUAUUGGAAAUCAUAAAUUUGUAAUGUCACGUCUUGAGUACUUUACGUAUAGAUUAUACGAUGUUACAUGAUAACAAGUUACAGUUAAAAUUAACUAUGUAAUGUUUUUUUUUCGUGUUUCGCGAAAGACAUUUCCCAAUAAACAUCUCAUACAUUGCGCAACAUACUCAGUUUGCUGCAUUUAUUCAAAUUAUUUUCAUCGCUGAUUUUUAAUAUUGACGCAUAAUAUUGUUCUUCGUUCUUUGUUUUUAAAAAAAAAAUAACAAUUAUACAUCAAAAAUUUAAUUGCAUUAUUGCGAUUAUUUGAUUGCAUUAUUGAUUGAUAUUAUUAGUUAAAUACAAGUAUAUGAUUAAUUAUGAGCAAUUGUUAAUUAGGAUGUAAACUGCCUCUGGAAUGUUCCGUAUACGCGUUUAUUUAUUUAGGUAAGUGUAAUAUAUCAAACAAUUUUUUUAAUUGUUGGUAAUAUAAGAGGGUCCGGACAGAAAUUGUUCUCAGGGAAAUCCUUAAUGCGAUCGUUUCGUGGUAUCUCUCUCUUCUCCCAAAAAUAUGGCUUCAGUCGUUUCAUAUUUUUUAUGAUCCGCACGAACAUCAAUACCCCCACUGCAACUGCCGUCGAAGUAAAUUAUUAUUCAAUGCAAACAACACGAGGAUGCCUAGGCUAAUAUCUUACUACGUCCCCUUACAAAUCGUAUACAUAUGCGUAUAUGUACAUAAUUUUUGGGGCUAGGACAAUGAACCGAUAAUCCUAUUCCGGGUAUUAUCGUUACGUUAUGAUAUUAAAUUAUAUUUAAGGAAAACUAUCCAAAUAAUUUCGAUGUUUUGAUAUACAAUGAUUUUAAAUAAAAUAAAAUAUCAAACCAAUAGUAUACACGUAUAUUGUGUUCUAUUGCACUAUAGAAAUGGUUCUCGAUCGUUUUAGAACCACCACCCAAAUUUUCCUUCAAAAAUCUAUCGCAACCUACACGGUUUCACUUUGCAAAAAGUAAUUUAUAAAAACAGCUGAGAAAAUAAAAAAAUGAUCUCCUCAAAGUACCGCCCCGGUCAGAUUUUUUUAAAAAAAAAACGGGCUACACUUAAAAAUCGGAGCAAAAUUGCUUGUAAAAAAGUUGUUCACAGAUAAAAAAAAAAAAUAAACAUUAUUUUAAAACCAAUAUAAAUGAAAACGUAACGCCGGAGCUAAACCUAAAUGUGUUGAUGGCGUAAGACACUUUGUGGAAUACCUUCAGAUUAGAGCCCUGCAUUUGAUCCGAUAGAAAUUCUAAAUUGACUUGAACCAAUUCAACUCGAUACGAAAAUCCAAAAGAUCCGCCCGGGACUACACAAAAAAAUGUAUAAAUAAGACCGAUCCAAUUCAAUUCGACUUUGGGUCGAGCCGAAACUCGAGUUGGAAUGGGCCGGCCUGGUCCGUGCAGUGCUCUAUUAUAACCGUGCAUCUGAGACAUACAGCCAUACAGGGCACCAGUUAUAGAUUUUCAAAAAAAUAUUUAAAAAAAAAAAAAAAAAAAACGAGCACAUUCGACGCGUAACAAUCCUUCACAAAUAUUACAAGAUAUAAUGAAUAACAUUAGUAAUAUCCUGUCGGCUCAGCGUCGCGGUCUCGUAUUUUCUUCGUAUUGUUUUACAAUAUUCACAUUGGUGAACUAUAUUAUGAUAAUGCACUACUACUAUGAUUAAAAAAUAUACAAGCAAAUAAACAUAUAAUUAACACAGAACUGUAAAAUAAUUUUUACUAUGAGCUAUAUAUUAUUAUCGAUCUUUUAGACUACAGCAAUGUACAACGUAAGUGUUAAUUUCGAUUAGACCUGCCUUAAAUCUAUAUGUUGGAAUUAAGUUAUUACAUAAUAGGUAUAUUUUCGAAAAGCUUGACGAAAAGGUAAUAUUUUUUUUAACGACAAAGCUUUUUGGACAAUAUAUAUUUAAUAUUACAUAUUAUACAAUAUGACUCGCUAAGCGUAUCUAGCCAUUUUUUUUUUUUUUUAAUUUUGCAUUUAUUCAAAUUUUGAUUUUCGGAAUAUUUAAGCAUAGUUAAAGCAGACAUUUUCGAAUACUUAGAUUUUCUACAAUAUUUAAAGAGUAUCCUUUGGCGAUACCAACUUUGGUUAUUCAAAUGAGAACCUAUAUUAAAAAAAAACUCCAUAAAUAGACGGAGUGUUACUUUAAAUAAAUUAUGGCGUCAAAAUUUUUGAUUUCCGUCAACUCGUUAACGAUAUAUUCCACUUAUAAGUUAAGGUGGAGGGAGAUUAAUGAAUAACCCUGCGCAAUCGAUAUCAUCGGAUUUCUAUUUAAUUUACUCCUCUUAUUAAUAAAUCAGUAAAUUAUUUUAAUUCCAAAUCAAUAUAAAAUUACUAAAUUAAUCUAAUUAGUUAAUAAAACAGUUUAUUUUAUCAAUGUAAAGAAAUAUUUAUUGCCAGUCUAUUAUUUUAUUGUUUUUAGCGUUUUCACAAAAAUAUAUGAAAUAUCUUUAUAGAGGUAUAGGAAGAGGUAAGUAUCAAAAGUAUACUAGUUGUAUGCCCGUCAACAGUUUUACAUAACUAGUUAUAACAGUCAUUAAAAUUUUUAAUAACCAUUUUAAGGUUAGUAUAAGAUAGAAUAGAACCAGAUUCGUCUGUCUGUGACGCUUUUCCAUUUAUCGUUCACACCAUAGGUAGAGUAGUUACUCUAUGAUUUACACUUAUCGCUUAAAAGUUAUAUAUUAUCUUACUUAUCACAUCGCAUGUCUAUAAUCGGUUAUUCCUUAUCAAUAUCUUCUUUUUCUUCUUUUCCUUCGCGUUCAUCCUAGCUAUUUGGGGUCAGCCACCUUCGUCCUAAACUUCUGCUUAACUUGAUCUUCCACCUCGCAUAGACUGGCUGUCCUUGAGUAUCCUUGCAUUAUCACAAAAUACCUCUUUUUCGAUUUCUUUUUUCUUCAACGUUUAUUUUCAUUAUUAUUGCUACUGUUUCCUCUCUCCCCAUGUCUUGCCCAAACCAUUUCAGUCUAUUUUCUUUUAUUUUGUAUUCUGAGCGAAGCGAGGAAUGUAUUGGUUUUACAAUGAUGGUUUUUUUUUAAAUUUGUUUUCUGUGAACAACUCUUCUACCUUAAGUUUUGCCCUGAUUUUCAAGUGCAGCACUUUUUUUAAAGUAAAUUUGACUGGGGUGGUACUUAAAAGAAAUCUUUUUUCUUUUUGAUUUUUCUGUGGGUUAACAUAAUAAAUUGGAAAACCAGUUAAAAAUGUAAGAAAAAUGGGAAAAUAUACGAAAUAUAUUAUUUUUGAAAUUUCAUAAAAAUUACGUAUUUUUACGUAUAACCGAACUCCGCUCAGAAUCAUUUUUCGAUUAAUUGUUGUGUCGUGCAAAGUAAUUUUCCAGGUAAUUUUCCCGAAUCAAAUUCCCCGAACACCCUUUUCNGAAUCAUUUUUCGAUUAAUUGUUGUGUCGUGCAAAGUAAUUUUCCCGAAUCAAAUUCCCCGAACACCCUUUUCUCAAAUGCCAUUCUUCCCGAAUAGAAUAUAUCCCGAAUAGUAUUCCUCCUGAAACCAUAUUUCACGAACCCUUUGGCCCGAAUAUUAUUUUUCCCAACUGGUGUAUUUUUCGACUAGCAUCUCUCCCGACUGGUAUAUUUUCCUAUUAUUAUACUUCCCGAUUAAUAUAUUCCCGAAUAUGGAAGAAAAAACAAAUAAAAAUUCAGUUUGUUUUAUAUUUUAAAUAUUGAACUGCUGUUGUAAUUUUUUUUUACUUUCAUGUAAGUAACUUUCGUAUUUUUAUUAUUUUUUCUUCCACCUUUUAACUUCAUGUUUAAAUUUAAAUUUUAAAACUUUAAUUAUAUCUAACUAACUGUAAUUAAGUAAAAAUAUAAUUAUUAUUAUUAUUCGGAAAAGGAAAUACACCAUUCGGGAAACGACCUUCGCGAAAAGGAUGUUCGGGAAAUUUUAUUCGAAAAAAACGUCGGGAACCAAAAUACAUCAGUAUCUUUUUAAUAUUGAAGCCUAUAAUACCUCAUAUAUAUUAAUUCCUUAUCCUAUCUUCUCUCGUCACUCCACUCAUCAUUCACCUAAGCAUUUUUAUCUUUGACACACUAAUUUUCUGUUCUAUUUUUCUGUCUAUCACACAACAUAUUUUAGUUGUUUCACCACACUGUUGUAGAGUUUUCAGAAUUUAUCUCAUUUGAAUUAUCCUGUCAUACCCACCUAUCACUUCUCUCCAAUUUAUCAAACCACACCUAAUUCUAUGUUACACGUCCUCUUUUUUUUUUUAUUAGAUGAACAUAUAAUACCAUACAUAUUAUAAUAUAUUACUAUAAAACUAACAAUACAUACAGUAUUAUAUGAUAAUUUAUUUAUUUUUUUAUUUUUAUAAAUUAUAGAUUCCAUUGUAUCACCGCUUACAUAUUGUGAAAUCAAGAUAUGUUCGUAAAAAUAAAACAAAAUAUAAUUAAAUAAUUGUUCAGUUUUAUCAAUACCAAUAUGAUUUACUCCUUUUUUUAACGUUUAAACUCAGAAUUUUUAAAAGAUAAUGAAUGCAGCUUAACGGGACUCCCCGUCUCCGAUUCCCGCCUCUAACAUAAUUAUCAGCGGUUUUCUAGUAAUUCAUCUUUAUGAAUACUUAAUCACUUUAUCUCUAAAGAUAUUUUCUUACCCAUGAUAAUCAAAUAAAAUAAUAAUAACUCAUUUUUUUAUUUUAUAAGUAUUAACAAUAUAACCAGCAAAAAUAUUAAGUUCCUUAAUUACCAAAAUACCAAAAAUAAUGUGUGUGCUACCCUUCAUAGAGAUUGAAAUUUAAAAAUCCGGUUUCACGCACCCGUUCAUCCGAAUCAUUCGUUUGUGUAUACAAUAUUUUCAGGCCUUUGGGUGUGAUAGGUUCAGCUGUGCAUCAGACAAAUACUUCCCAUUAUUAUUAUUAUUAUUAUACUCGUAGAAUACAAUAUUAUUUAUAUUAUCAUACAAAAAUUAAAUUAAUGUUAAUUUAUAUAGUGUCACAAAAACAAUCCGAUGACUCAGAACUAGAUACACGUAUACAAAGUAAGAUUGUAAGAAAAAUAACAAAUAACAUGUAUAUGAAUGCGUUAUGUUUUGAGGUUUUGAUACUUGAAUAUUAAUAAAAUAUUUCCGAGGGUGGGAGGUAAUAGAACGCAUUAAGUACAUACACCUCCUCGGUUGCGACCUUGUAAGUGUUUUCUAUUAACAGAAUCGUAUUUUAAAUUUAAACCCAGCAUGCCGAAGUGAGUAUUAACUAUGUGUUUAUACUUACCUAAUACGUUUUAGAUUCUUUUUGCAACGUGAAACGUAUUGAAUUAUUAUAUGUUUGUUUUACUUAGUAGUAAAAAAAAUAGUCAAGUUUAAUGUAGUAGCAGGAUUUUGUUUAUCAACGUCUAAAUUACAAUUUGACGAAAAUCUCGGAACGGGACGAGUGGGCGCCGCCAACUAGACACGGCCAAUUCGACGCGGCCAACUGGGUGCGGGAUCAAGUGGACGCUAGGACAGCUGGACGCUAAAUAGUUAAUGAUAUCCACAUUAUUACUAUUAUUAUCAUUAUUAUUUUCGUUAUUAUUAUUAUCACUGGUCUCGUUAAUAUUUUAGUCAUGGUAUAGUAAUUUAUUAUUGCCUAAUCUGUCACCGGCUGACCGGUUUGCGCAUAAACAACGGCAAGAUGAAUAACGAUAUAAUUAAAUUUCUUUCGUAUCUUUUAACGUGGUAGAUCGGACAAGACAUCGAAUAAUAAUUUACAAUAUUUUAUUUGCUUGAGCAAAUAGUAAAAAUAUGAUCUGUUCUCUUUUUCAUUUAAUAAUUCUCGCGCUCUCUUGUACUGGCGUCCACUUGACUCGCGCCCACAUGAUCCCGAGCCCAGUUGGCGGCGCCCAUUUGUCCUAGACCGCUUUUUUAUCCCUUGAACGUACGGGUGGAUUCAUUCAUUAUUGUUUUUGUAUGGAAAAACCAAAUAUUAUGGACAAUUUAGUUCUCGCGGUCGCAUUCGCAUUUAAAAUUAACACAUUUUGUCUAUUUUAUUAUCCAUUUGAAAGGUCCAAUGCAACAACCACACAACUCCAUUUUUUUGUAAAACCGUUUUAAUCUGUGAUACGUUAAAGAAAAAUAUAUUACUGCCGAUUUGAUAAAAUUGACGUAUCGAGUUAUACAUAUUAAUUAUGAUAGAAACUGUUUGUUUAGCACUUUUUAUCACGAAUAACUACGCGGUUACAUCUGAGGUUUUACGUGGUCCGUACAGUCAUCUACGCCAGUGAUACACAGAAUAAAACAGUGCAUAUCGGUGAUAAAUGAUAAUAGUUUCUUGACUAUAGUAAAUUUUACUUAUGCCGUUGCCUGUAUACAUCAAAUCGUUAUCGAACAACAAACCCUAUUAAAUUAGGUAUUGAACAGUUUUCACUUUCUUUUAAAAUAUUCAUUUAAAUGGAAUUGCGUGGUGGUUGUAUUGCAUCCUACAUAAUCUAAUUUAAGAUAUUUUGUAGUUGCUAAUAUUUUCGAUUUACUCUGAAACAUAUUAUAACAAUUAUGUUUAGUAAUAUAUUUAAAUUCCAAAAUAUAACAACAGGCAAAUUGAAUGAAUAUGGAUUUUCGAGUAAGUAGUGGGCCCGCGAGUUUUAAUACGAACACAUAACUAAAUACGGAAAGUCAAUUUUGUAUUUUUAUUUUAUAGAUAUGCAUAGCGGUAACGCAGUGGAAAAUAUAUUUUUUUCGAAAGGUACGAAGAACGGAUUGAAUUAUUUGAUCAUAUCAUUAUAAAUAUUGAUACUUACUUGCAUAUUUUUAAUUUAAUGAAAAAAAAAUGUAGUAGUAUUGGAUUUCGAGAGUAGGGAAGAAGCAGCUAUUGCCUAUAUAUUAUAUUAAGUUCAGUAAAAUUAUAAAAACUAAUUGCCAUUGAAAAUUAUUAUCGGUUUUUUAUAUAUAUUCCUCGUGGUAUUCACGGCAGGGCACCGUGGUUAAAUUUAGUCCGAAAAAGGACACCGUCGAAAUAAAAGUUUGGGAACCGCUUGGAUAGAAACACUUGCGUCCCGGCUGCCCGUCAACCGCCCGCCACAUCGUUUCCAGUCCUCACUAUCUUCGGCUGUGAUUACUGCGUUACGACGCGUCGUAUUGAAAAAUUUUAAACUGAAAAUUUCACGGGUAAAAUUAAGGCGAUAAAAAUGUCGAUUAUAAACGAUUAUAAUGAAUAAUAUAAUAUAUGUAUACAUCGAUUAAAAUCCGUUAUAAUCUACAUUGAAGGAGCAAUCGAACAAUCCAAAACCGAUUACCUACAUCGAUUACAACCGAUGACACGUUUUACGUACAGGUUAUUUGAAAACGAAAUAAUCGCGCGGCCCUAAACGUGUUAACAAAAAAAAAAACCAUAGCACCAACACCUGUGAAUAUGUUUUCAAUGAAAUUCCAUUAUUUUUUAAUUAUUCAGUACGUGUGUGAUGUUUGUUUCUUGCUACGUAGUUUAUUGGUGUUUUAUUGUCUUGUAAAUUAUUUAUGUUUAAUUAAGGCUCAACGCCCACCAAAGUAUCAUGAUUUAUGAUAUUACGAGCGACAAAACACGUGAUUUGACACGAGUAACAUCACUUGUGAUACACAUGCACUAAUUGAAACGAUAUUAUAACCGCCGUGAUAUUUUUCUCGCGUGACACGUUUGCACUUACCACCGAUUUACUGUUAUUCAAGAUGCGUUCAAUAAUAAUAUGUACAUUUUAACGAUUUUUAUAUUCUACAAUAGUAAAUUGAAUCGCAAUAAAAAUAUAAAUAAUUAAAUACGUAUUAUAGACUUAUGUAAUAAUAAUUAAUAUUAACUAAUAAUACUAUUUACUUAGUUAAACUACUUACACUAUCUACUCAGUACUGUCUGGUAUUGUCCAAACACAAAAUAUAUUAUCUUUUUUUGAAAUUAUUAUGCAGCGUGAUAAUUGUGAUGAGCAAAUAACGAAUGACAAAAGUAGUGCAAGCGCCACUUUUGUCACGGACAGAUAUUCAGAUAUAAUUCAAAACUAACUCACGAUCUGACGUGUUUGAUCGAUGUUACAGACUUGCGUAAUUUUCCCCAUAUUUCAAUAACAAAUUUCGGGAGUAACAUUUUACUAUCAAAUCGCCUCAUAUCACGCGUCAUACUCGUAUUACUUUGGUGGACGCUGCCGCUAAAAUUCACGUAUACAAUAAAAUGCGUAUAACUUGGCAAAUAAAAGAUGAGAGGUGUAAAACUACGAAUUAUAGUGGCUAUGGAAAUUGACAUUGGUCUUAAUCUAUUAAACAAAUUUAAAUUGUGUUUUCUGAAAUAUGAAGAGAUCAAAAUGGUGUAAUCGUGUUUUUUUUUUUUUCUGAGCGCGAACUUAAUGUUACAUGUUACAUUUUACGGCCUUUCCAACUUUGUAUCUAUAACAGGAGCCCAACCAUUUUAAGAAAUAUGUCUUGUUUGUAGUUUGUUUUAUUUUGUAUAAUGAUCGUUUAUCCUUAUUAAACAUACAAUGUACCUAAUAAACUCCAAUUCACUAAAUUUUGCAACGUUUACUUACUUUGUACAGAAAUGAUAAAUGUUCCGAUAAACAGUAAGUUACUUAUUUGUAUUAUUGGCAAAAUAGUGGAAUAGAAUAGUUUAUUUUUGGACCUAACCGAUAGUUAUUGUAGAUUUGUACGAAGCAAUUAUUUUUUUUUUUUUUAAUAUUAUAAUAAUCAAAUAAAUGACCGACUUUUUUUUUGAUAUAAUAAAUAUAUAGAUAUAAUGAAUAUGAUAUAUUGAAUAUAUUAGGUCAGUGGCGUGGCGAAGACCCCCAUCGAUCACCCCGAUCGAGAGGCGGCCACCUCUCAGUUUUUAAAUGGGUGGUGGAUAAUAAUUUAGUUUCAUAAUUAUGACAGACUAAGAGCAUUUUCAUAUUAUAAAAUUUAUAUUAAAAUAAUAUUAUUAACCGGUAAUUUUUUAUAUUUUUAUUAACCCAGUAUUAUUAUUAUUAUUUUUUUUUAAACUAAUCUUACUAAAAAUACAAAUUGUCACUAUAAUGAUUUCAGGUUAAAACUAUAGUUCAAUCUAUGUUUCGGUCAAGUAUUGGGCAGAAUCAGUUGGAAAGUCAACUUAUAUUAACUCUGAAAAAGAUGUUGAAAUUGAUCGUAAUAAAACAAUUUACAUGUUCGCAAAGUCUUCAGAUCAUUUACUGCAGAGUUUAUUGUUAUUGAUAAUUUAAUUGUUGUACGACUUAAAUCUAUUAAAGAAACAGUAAUCUUUAAACAAUUUUGUCACAUUUCGUGUUAUUUUAAUUAACCUUAUAAUUAUUUCUAUAGUUUUAAAAUUGUUUGCGAGAGACGAUCUCCCAACCCCCUCUCCCAUAAAUAUUUUUUUUAUAAGACGACUUUAAAAAGGGAUGAAAACCCAGUGUUCAAUGUACAAACAUAGUAGUUGAUGGAUAGGUCAUGGUCCUUAAGGUAGCUGGGUGAUAUCAACAAAUAUAUUUGCCUCUGAAAAUAUUUAAGUUCGCCACGCCACUAUAUUAGAAACUAGGGAUUGGUGAUUUAAUACCUUCAAUACUUAUAACAGUGUCAAAUUCUGUUUUGUUAUAAUGAAAAGUGAUAACGUGAUAAGUAUAAUAUUAAAUAGAUUAAAUCAGAUUAAAUAAAUUAGUAUUUUUUUAUUUCAUUAUGUGUGUUUACAUUUAUACAGAGUGAUUUUUUUAUCAUGAACCAACAAUUAUCUCUAGGGAAGGAUAAUAAAUUGUCUAUGACCCUUCUAUACUCCUCCGGUCUAAACUUUUAACUGUUAUAACUCGUAAACGGUAAAUCUGAUAUUAGUGUGAUUCAUAUCAAAAUUUCUAGAAAAAUAUUCUAUAUUAAAAUUUAUGUUUAAAAGGUAGGGUUUCUAUUUGAAAAUCAAAAGUAUACACUUAUUUAAGAUAUAUGGAGUAAGGCUAAAAAAUUAAAAAUGGUUUUAAAAUAAAGCUUAUACAAUUCAACAAUGAUUAGAAAAAACCGAAAUAAAAUUCACUUAAAAUCCUCUGAGAUAAUUGUUGGUUAAUGAUAAAAAAAAAUCACCCUGUAUAUAGUGACGUUUUUUUAAUGAUAUUAAUUUUUUUUUUUUUUAAAUUAUUAUCCGACAAUUAUGCACUUAUCGAAUUCUAAAUCUCUAGAUGUGUAAUAAAAUGUAUAAAACAAAAAAAAUAUGAAAUAAACUUAAUCGAAAGUGUUCUUUAAUAAGUUGUAAAAGUAUUUUUAGUAUUAACCUCGAAAACAAUUUUCGUUAUUAUAUUUUUGUAUUAUAGGUCCAGCGUGGCUUUAUUUAACAUAUGUUAUAAGCCAAGUCGAAUACAAAGGUAGGGUUGUAACAUUAUUAAAAAUAUAAAAACGUGUAUUAGCUGAAAUCAUUUUUUUUUUUUUUUUUUUACGAAUAAAUUAAAUUUCAGUAGCGUAUUCACGAUUUUCCCCAGGAAGGGGUAGUGGAUGAUCUAAAACUGAGCGCCGAGAAAACUUGGCUCCUUCUUUAUUCACAUAUAUUAACGUUGUUCUUCAAAAUAUUGUCAACUGAGUAAAGAUAAGUCUAUACUGUUUCAAUAAAUGGUACGGAACUGAAAGGUAACUGGACGAUACAAUUUUCUCGAUGUUUGAUAUAAAAUAGCACAGUAAUGUUAUAUCGUUACCUUACUAUUUAUUGCAGUAGUGCGGGAGAUACAAUCAAAUUUUAGUAUACAUUUUUCAAAAGGUAUCCAUGAAUCUAUUAAUCUUCUUGGUAUGUUUUUAUCUAAUAGGACUAGGUAAGGAUAUAAGGAAAGGAAAUACCGAAUACGUAACUUUUAAGGGUAUAUCAGAUACUACUAUAUCAAUAAGGAAAAGAUAACUAAAAUCUCCAAAAAAAUAUUCGAAAGAGGGUUGGUGUGUUUGUAUAUCGCCCAUAUCAAUCCCUGUAAAUGCGCCACUGGACGAAGUAUUGUAGGUUAAUAAUAUUACAUUGUAUUGUAUAGAAUACAAUACCCAUACCUCUUUGAUCAAAUUUAAAAUUUAGGAUUUAAAAGCUAAUACAGUUGAAAAUUGAUUUUUUUUUUUUUAAAUUAUUAAUUAUUAUUUAAUAAUAUAAAUAGUAUAUAAUAUUUUAAUUAUUUCAUUUAUUUAUUUUAAACAAUAUUUUAACAAUUUAAUAAAUAGUUUAAAAUCCAUUAAAGAAAUAGAAUGAAUAAAUAUAAAAUAGUUAUUUUAUUUUAAUAAAACAUCUUUUAUGACUUUAAAAAGCAUAUAGAAAAUACUACUAAUAAGACGAAAUCCCAAGAGAACCUAAUGUAAAAUCUCGCAGAAACGGGUUGGAGAGCUAGCGUAAUAACGCUGAGGUUUAGAUGACUAUUGCGAAUAGAAGUGGUUAACAAUUGACCAGGAUCCCAGGAUUGUAUUCUAUAGUUAUAUAGCAGCAAUUACGACGAUUCAUUGAUAUUCUGCCAAACAAAUUUGUUAGUAUACCACUAAGAUAUUAUUUUUUUAUUAAUUAUGUUUGAGCUAAUUAAAAAAAAAAAAAAAAACGUCCUUUUAUAUUUAUUCUGUGUUUAAAAUGCCAAUCGAAAUGUACCUAUAAUCAUUUUAAGAGAUUUAUACUCAUACAACAAUUAUUAUAGGUACAAUACAAAACAAUUCAUUAAUAACGAUAAUUAAAAAUAAUAAUAAUAUCUUUGAUGCUUUAACAACUAAGUUUUGUCUAUAUUAUAAUAUUAAUAACACAUCCAGAGUUUGUGUCCACUUCAGUUAUUUAUUUAUUUAUUUCGUAUGGCAUGGGUAUCAAACACAUAAUACACUAUUCACUUUCUAACUGUAACAAAUAUAGAAUAAUAAAAUUAAACAAAAUAAAAACAGAACAUAAGGUUCUGGUAGUACACACAUAGCUGUUAAAUAUAUUAUAUAAAUCGUGAACGCAAGUAAAAUAAAAUAAAUCAACAUAUAAUAAUAUUGUUAUAAACAGUAGUUAAUUAUAAGUCUAAGUCAAGUUCUAUUAACCAUUCUAUUGCCUCUUUGGUAGCUUUGUGGAUUCCUUCUGUCCCUUGUUCGAAUGACCUCCUGGGACACGAUUCCGCGAUGUGUUUCAUGGUCUGUUCCGCUUCCCCUUGGGGGGGGAUGGUGGUAGCCCGCUCGUGGCCCUCCCUGCAUAUGCUAUUUUACACGCCGAAACCUAACAAGUAGAAGCGAUCAUAAUAGCAUAACCAAUACCACCACAUAGGCGCUGAUACCCAGCUCAUCAAACACAUGAGUAACACACUAUCUUGAUACUUCAGUUAUAAAGGGUUGCUUUAACGUUUUCUUUCAUCGUGCUCGAACAUUGUCGUUUUUGGUGGGCAUAGUUGAUGUCUUUAAUUGUUUGAUUAAGGGAACCGUAAUCACGUGCUAAAGAGAGAAUAAAUCCCUAUAUGAAUAUAGUCGCAUCACAAUUACAUAUUAUCCAAUCUUUCCUUUUUAGUUGUGAAAAUCUGUUAAGGAUAUAUUUUGAUAUCGAUGAUUUCCUGUCUAUUAAUUUGCACAUCGUUAAACCAUUCUCGUUGCAGCUUCUCCUUAACACUUAAACGAUCUUUGUUAAAUUCUCUCCAUUUCGGUUUCCGUGGCUUUGGAAACGGUUUGAAGAAGAAUAUUUAACUCUAUCCUGGAUGGAUGAAGAAAUUUAAAUAGUUUAUUGGAUUAAAUUUUUCUUGAGCAUUUCUUGAUUACAUUAUUUCUGGUGUUUAGCUUUUAACUUGAUAUUUCUAUAUGUGAUUUAUAUGUUAGAUCGCGGUCCAGGGUUACGCCAAAGUAUUUAGUCUGAAGUUACGCAUUAUGGAAAAAGGUAACAUUUAGUUGAUUUUUUUGUACAUACUUCCAUUUUGGAAGAUUCAAGACAGAACAUUUACUUUUUUUAGAAGCAUUUAAGUAUCUCAGAUCCAUUGUAAAUUUAUCUUUUCCUUUCUUUAAGGAAUCUUUUGAGAUGAUUAUUUCUAGAAAAACAGAAUUUCCGACUUAUUGUAUUAGGAAAAUCUCUGGUAUAAAAAUUAAAAGGUAAGAGUGCAAACAUUAAGCCCUUGGGGAGGCCAUUAAAAACAGUAAAGGAUUUACUUUUAUUGUGCCCAAUGCUGACUUUAAAUGAUUGGUAUGCUAAUAUUUCUUUUUAUGAGAAAUUAACUUUUUGUAAUUUAGGCAUUUAUUUAAUUUAAACAUAAAACCUUCUAGCCAAACCGUAUCAUACGUGGCUGAGAGAUCAAUGAAGGCUGCAUACGUUUUUUUAUUUUAUCUGGAAAUCAGCCCCGAAAGCGCUAACCUUUUUGCAUCUCGAACGCUUAGUUCUGAAAUUGGUAAAAAUGGAUUAUUUCUUCCAUCUUUUUCAUAUCUUCAAUAUUCUUUUCUUUUUCUUUUUUGAUAUAAAUUGUUCGUUUUAUUCCAUUUUUGUCGCCAAGCCUAGUCUCCGUGAGUGAUUAUGGGUACAUUUUAAUGCGUAUGAAAUUCUAUUACGCUUUAAAAGUAACCUAAAAUAUACACUUUUGAAUUUAAAAUAAAAUAAAAGCAGAUAGAAUUAUCAAUCUGUCAUUAUUUUUGACCUAUCGUAUUUGAAUAAUAAACUAAUACCUAAUAUAAUUUAAUAUAAUCAUUUUAUAACCGUAUUACCUAUUAAUGUUUUUAAAUAGCAUUGGAAUAUUUGGAACCACCAGAGAAAUUUUGUGAUGGUAAAUAAUAGAAAUACGAAUUGUAAUAAAUUAUCAUACUAUUUCAUAAAACCUAAUGAAAUUGGAUAAUUACGAAAGCUUUUAUCAAUUUAACCAAAUCUGUUUGUGUUUUUUUUUUAAUUCUAGUCAAAUGUAUCGGUAAUAACAUAAUAGUUUUAAUAAAUAUUUUACUAAUUAAGUAUAUCGUACAGAAUAAUCAUCUUAACAUUUAUACCAUAAACAGUCUUAAAAUAAUUUGAAAUUCUCACUUAUCUAUAGGUUUUCAUGUUAAUAAACUCACGUUUUAAUAUUAAUAUAUUUACUAAUACGACCGAACGAUUAAUAUUUUAUUAUUCUACACGAAACCUCGGUUUAUUCGACAUCUAGCUGGGGUUUCCGACCCCAGAGCCCGACGAGCUUUCGGUGGAGGCUCAACUUCCAUCUACGGCAAAGAUGGCCAUUGGUCAAUGUAAAACCGGGUGCUCGGCUCGAGUAGCUACGCUCUUCGGCCAUAAUAUUAUAGAGUAAUGGAUUAAAUAAUCAAAUGAUGUUUACAGUAGUUCAAAGUACCGUCAAAUAAUACUCGAUAAGGUAGAAAUUAAAAAAUUGUCUUGUAAACUAUCUGGAAGUCAGUUUUAUAUUGGUACACGUAUGUAAAAUAUUCUCAACCGUUUAUCAUAUGUAGUGGAUUGAUAGUUUCGGCAGACUAAACGCAGUUAAAAGCCAGUUGUGACACAUGUUGGAUAAUCUCUGAAAAAAAAAUUUAAAACAUAAUGUUUAGUGAUAAAUUAUGCCAUCCCAUUCAUACCCAUACACAGCGCGAUAUCCGAAUAACUAAUAAAAAAAAAAUUUCUCUCCAAAACCUGUGUUUUUUUUUAAAAAUAUUUUCUUAUAGAUUAUUUACGUGAGUUUAAAAAUAAAUAUUCUGUACUAUUUUCUGCAAAGUCCUCGUGCAAAUCGAUAUAUCACAUCAUUUAUACACAAUUAUUGACGCUCAAUGUCGCUCGAUAUUGUCAAAACGGAAAAAGUAAUGUGACACAUCUACUCGUAUGAAAAUUUCGCAAGAAAUAUCGCGGUGAAAUUAUUUUUCCCAAAUAGAAAACAUCUGAACAUACGUGUUUAAUAAACACAGUUUUAAAUUCACAAUACGACCAAUAACAUUCCCUUUGCUCAGAAUUUAAAAAAAAAAGUUAUUUAUAACGUUUGAAAUAAUCUACCUGUGUGUUAUCUAUUUUUCCAAAUAAAUAAAUCUAUGAAGAUCAACAGUUAUUUUGCCAUAGACAAUAUUUAUGGAUUUUACUGGCAAAACGAGCUUAUAGAUGACGAACUUAUAGCAUGAAAACAAAAAGACUAGGUUAUAAAUUCAGAAAAGUUGAAAAAUAUUCGUGGAUAUUAUACAUUGAUGUAUUAAUAAUAUUAGGAUUAUAAGUUAUAAAUGCCACUUAAUUAUCAUGUGAUAUUAAUGUCAGUAUUUUAUUACAUAGGAGAUAAUACGUAGAAAAUAUAAUUAAUGUUGUAGCAUAAAACGUUUAAUGAUUUACCAAAUAAUUGUAUAAAUAAUAUUAAAUAUUGUUUUAAGUUUAUAAAACUAAUAUUUAUAAAUAUUAUAAAAACCAAUAGUAGAGUAUAUAGUGUAUAGACAUACACUAUACAUAAUACACGCAAUUUACUAACAAAAUUACAAAAUUUACAUCCUAACAGAUCAAAUACUGAUAGCUUUUAAUUGUAAGUGGUUUAACCUAUUUUUAUUAUUAAUUUAUAUAUUUUUUUUUAAUUUUGGGUUUAGCGAAGUAACUAUUAGUUUUACUAAGACAUAUGUGUGUUUUAUUCUCAGAAAAUACUGUAUUCGAUUUCUUCAUGCCACUCCUUAAAAGACGCUGAAUUUUUGCCUAAUGGUUGCUUAGUUGAAAUACUAAACAAAAAACUACACACAUUUUUCAAAAGUUGUUCCCUUAAAUUCUCUUUAAUUUUUCUCAGAGAAAUUAUUAAAUUAAAAAAUCUGUUUAUUUCUAUCUUACUUGAACUAAAAAAAAAAAUGCGAAUUUUGCAGCUUGGUAUUAAUUUUAAAAUAAUGUCUAGAACACCAACAGUUUUCUAUAUAAUUUGAAUACAAUGUAAAAUUUACUAUUACAAUUUUAUUUCAUAACAAAUAAUGGGUUUGAUUUUUGUUCAUUUCUGGAUCAUUGUAAUUAAAAAGGAAUAAACACAACCAAUAAUACGAAUAUGUACUUACUACUCAGCUCAAAAUAUUGUCUUGAUCACAAUGAUUUAAUGUUGGUUUAAAUAUAUAAUUUUAAAUACCCUCUACCUAUACUAUAAUUUUUCAAACUUCCCACCUAUUACUGUAGCAUAACCAUUGUGCGGAGUACAUCUGGCUUUUUUAUUCCAAUUAUAGACGUUUUCCUUUGGCAAUUUUAUUUACCUAUACAAAUUGAAUAUUAUUGAAAAAAUGUCCACAAACUCUCGUGGGUUUUGUCGUCGAAAUUGUAUUUUUGACAUCAAUUAAACUAUUAUAAAUAACAUAAUAUACCUAUUAUAGAUAGAUUAGUGUAUGGGCAUUCACAGUUAUACGAGUAUUUCAAAGACAUAAUAUUAUUUCAUUAGAUUGCCAAAAUGCGAUGGCUUGCGCCGGUUACGCGUUAGAAUAUCUGGGUAAGUAUUUUAUGCAAUACAAUUGUGUGUUUAAGUAUGUUUUUGAAAUAAGUGUAAUGACAACAAAUUAUAAACCAUUUGGUUUAAAUUAAAUUAAAUUGAUUUAUUUAUCAAAGUGUAUGAUGAUCUAUUGGGUAAGUUUAUUUGUAUAUUAAAUAUUAUAAUACAAUUAACGGAAGUGAAUAAUUAUGUCUGCCGAUUAAUGGAGUGUUAAUACGAAUUAAAUCAAUGCGUAUUAAUGUUGAACUACAAUCAAAUACUAAUAAUUGAUUAAUAUUAAAUAUGGACUGAUAAACAGGGUAACUAUCUGUAUGGCCUAAGAAAAUUUAAAUACGUACACGCUCAAAUUGCCAACAUACAGUUAAACCUAAAAUUUAAAAAAAAAUCCAAACUCAAAUAUUUCAUUUUAUUAUUAGAUAGUACAGUUAAUCCGGUCAGACGUGUCACAUUUUUUAUAAUAUUACAUUAAAUUAUUUUAAAUAUAUUCUAAAAGAAAAAAAGACGUCCUAGGAUAAUGGAAACGCGUGUAACCACUGUUGUAGGUAAUUUAAUGUAUACCAGUAAGCAACGAUAAAACAUUGCAUACGAAAAAACGUUCUGAGCGGAGUUCAGUUGAAAGUGUUGCUUCGUCAGCAAUAUGCAUGUCAUUUUAUAGUAAAAUAAUUACAUGAAUAUUUGUCAACAAUAUAUAUGUCGUAUUAUAGUAAAAGUAAUUAAAUCGGCUUUAUAUAUUUUCUUUAAUAAUAUUUGUUUAAUGUUAUACCGAUUUUCCCGGUUUUCCCGGUUUUUUACAUUUUCUGGGAAAACUCUUGGGAAAAUCGAAAAAUAACCUCCUUAAAGUACCUUUCCAGUCACCUUUCAGAAAAAUUGAAAUCAUUGGAGCCAAAUCGCUUGUAGAAAAGUUGUUCAUAGGAAAAAAGAAGGCCGUAAAUCGUAAUACAUUUUAACUUAUACAUUUCUUAUAUUUUGCCGCUAUUCCUCUAUUUUUUUUUUUUUCACAUUUACUGGAAAAACUCUCGAGAAAACCAAAACAUGACCACCUCCAAAAAACGUACCUCUUCACUCAGAUAUAAAAGUUGUGCACAGAUUAAAAAAAAAAAAAAACAUCUUUAUAAAACUAUAAGCUUCUUUGCUCUACUCAGAAUUUAAAAAAAUGUUUCCUAGUAAUUAGAAAAAAGACAAAAAAUGAAAAACGAACAAAUUUAUGGCGUUACGAAUUCAUUAUUUUAAAUUUUUACGCUUUAUGAUUUCUACCAGAACUAAUGCACCAAUAAAAAAAUUACAAGUUUAUUGUUGUUGCAUUUUUAAUCUAAUUAGUGAAUAAGAAAGCCAUUAUUUGAUUUUCUAAGUAGUUUUAAUUAUAAUUAGAUAAUAAUAAUUAAAUAACACGUAUAAAUUACGUGUUUUCAUUUAUAACCGAAUUAUACUCCGAAUCGUUUUUCGUUAGCAAUAGUUUAUCGUUGCUUACAGAUAUAAAUUAAAUAACUUUAUGGUGAAAAUUGUGGCUAGGUACAUUAAUGUGGUUGCAAAUUGAUAUGGUUUACACUAUUUUCGUUUACAAAUUGGUACAAAUGCAACUGGUUCCAAUUAACGUCAUAAAGAUAUCUGUGGAUCUUGGAAAUACUUCGAUUGAAACAUUAUAAUGAAGCACUUCUUAUUUAUAAAUUUUUUUUUCUAAUAUUAUUAGAAUCAAAAUUAGAAAUGUUUAAUUUAAUUUAAAUUUUAGAUUCUGAGUGAGGUUAGACCAAAAUGCUUGACAAUUUAACAAAAGGUUCAUUAUGAGUCUAUAAGUCGUACUUUAAAGUAAAAACAAAAAAAACAAUUUUGAGCAGGGGCUUAAAUUAUGCACUUUUGAAUUUUCAUCGAAAUGAAAACAUUAACAUAGAAAAUAUUAUUGAUCGGUUUGCUGGUUGAAAUAAAAUAAUCUAACUGUUAUUAAUUAUUAUUUUCGUUAUUUAUAUUAUCAUUAUUAUAUUUAAUUAUUAUUUAUUUAAUGUGAAAAAAAUUAAUUUAACUUUUAUAUUAUCGUUAUUAUAAAAUUGUACUGUUUUACUGCAUUUGUACAAUACAUCUGCAGUCUUCUAAGCUAUAUUCAAGAGUAAACAUUUUCCACCCCCAUAAAUGGAAUUGCUCCUGUAUUCGAAUGUGUUCUCAUUGAAUUCUAUUGAAUUUAAAUUGACAUUAUUAUUACAGUUGCGUCAAUUCGUAACAAUUAUCAAAUGAUGACGUGUAAUCUCAAAAAUAUUACUAUACCACUAAAGUGUCAGCACGAGUAUAUAUGAGAACAUUGAAUAACUACUAACUUGAUUUAUUGAUUUUGAACCUGUACAUUUUUUUGAAACCAACCCGGAAUUCGUUUGCACGUACCUUUCUAUAGGUAGUCUGGAUAACAAUAUUGAUUAAUGAUUAAUGACUAAUAAAUAAUAUUAUUUUUACUCUAUAAAUACAUUAAAAACUACUUAUACGUAUUAAUUAAUGAAAACAAAAUAGUAAUUUUUCAAAUUAUUGUAUUAACUUUUAGAAUAUCCGCAAUUGUAUUUUACGUACCUUUUUGGUUUUCUUAAAACAUGUAUGUACCUACAUUUUAUUAUUAUUCUUAGUGGCACGCAAACUACAGUUGAACCAUUAUACAUACUAUGGCGACAUGGGUGGGGGUGGUGAUGGUGGUGGUUUAAAGGGACUAGGGUUAUAUAAUGUAUUAAUUUAUUGAUUUAUAUGUAAAAAGUACUAAUUAUCUGUGGUCCCUUUAAGUGAAGUUACGCGAAGCUUAACGUGUGACUUAAAGUCGAUACCGUAACACUCCCAAUUCGGUCUAUUAACUAUUAAGAGGUAAUUUUGUAUUAGCUACAAAUCUAUAUAUCUAUGCAAUGACAACUAUUGGAUGAGCGGUGGACGGGUGGUAUCUUAUAGGGGCGGUAAAGUUAAUGCUGUAGACAAUUAUUUGAAAAACAUAGUUUGAGUGACACUAAAUUUAUUUCGUGAAAAUUAAAAUAUACCCGUUUUAAUAAUACCACUGUUGAAUUAUUGUAUAUAGAUAGAGUAUUAAAUUCCGAUGAAUUCUGUGAACAAAAGGCAGGUAUGUUAAAAAAUAUUUAAUUAUAUUCAAAGUUCUCAAACUAAUAUAACUGUACAAGAAAAAUAAAAUUCAAAUUAGUGCUUAUUUUAGAUCCUGAGUACAUCGGAGAAGCGUUUAGUAUGUUAAUAAGAUAUGUGUUUUUCUUGGAAAACGCUUCUUUCCCUAAGAAGUUCAAAUGUUCGCAUCGUACUUUAAAAGAUGCGCAUUAUUCACCCGGUGUUAUUAUAAUUCUUUUAAUAUCUUUUAAAUUCCCAACAGUUUUUCUGUUGUAUGUAUCCCAACCCCCAUUCCCUCACCGGUUUGAAAAUUGUAAUUUUUUCCGUUCAUUCCAAUAUUUAGUUGAUAAAAUAGGCAUACUAAAUAUCGAGUAUAAUAAUAAGUAUGACUUUUUUUUUAUUACAACAAAUCGAACUUUAAGCGGGAGAGUCUGGAAAUCGUCUCGUCAACCUCUUCUCCCCAAAUGGAAAUAUACGUAAAAUUAAUAAUUUAACCACACCAAUAAUUAAUAUACGAUUAGUAUAAAUUAGUAUGAAAGUUAUUAGUUAGUAUUAGUAGAAAUGCUUACUACUCCGCUUCCCGGUAAAACAUCUCAGACAUCAAUAAAUAGCAUGCAACCCGACCUUCGCUUGCAACGUAAGGUAUAAAAUAUUUUUUUGGUCGACAGUUAACCACGAUUAAACGGUAAAUUGAUAUCUGUACAAUUUUUCUAUUCCAACAAUUAGGUUAUUGAUCAACGUUUGAUUCUUUUGAAGAGACAAUAUAAUUUUUUCAGAAACUAUUAUUUUUAUUUACUAGUGAUGAUUUAAUAUCACUGCAUUUCUUAUCUGCGUGAUAUUUUUUUCAUCUACGUUAUUAUUAAACUAUAUCAAUAAUAGAUUAUUAACAUUAUUAUCAUUAUCGUUGUUGUAACUGGUAUAAUUGAAUAUUCGAUGUAUUUUUUUUAGCUCAUUUAGAACCAGCUGUUUAUAAAAAAAGCGAUCGCAGUAGAAUUGAAUUAGGUAAAAUUAUAAAGUUGAUUUUUAAAAAAAUAUAUAAUAUGUUUGAUAAUGACCUUGAUAUUCGUCAUUAUCUUCAUCUAAAUAACGGGGAUUAAGUUAAUUGAAUACAUUUGUUUAUGUAAGUAGAGUAGAAUAAUAUAUAUAUUGAAUGUACAUUCAAUUUUUCCAAAAAUUGUCACUUUGCAAAAUAAAUUUAUUUAUUUUGAUUUUGAAAACAUAUAAAUCAUCUAUCCAUUGAUUUUCAACCUUUUUGGGUCCACGGCUCUUCUGAUUUUGAAAACCAAAUUAGCGGCUCUCGAAUAAUGAAAAUUAAUAUAUAUAAAUUUACUAUAAUACUAUACUAUAAUUACUAAACCACGACGCCCCUGGGAGCCGCGAUGCACAGGUUGAAAACCACUGACCUAUGCUAUAUUAUAACGAUGAAUUUUUAAAUUAAAAAUUUUACUAUUAAUAACAUACGAAAUAUAAUUAAUUGUAAACAAAUUGUUGUGCUACAAAUUAAUAAAUAUUAAUAUAAUUAAACGAUAAAUUAAUUUAUCUUCGUUUUCAAAUACACAAUACCUAUCAUCUAUAUAUCGUAGGGCAACUAUAGAAAUAUUCGAAAAAUGACACGUUAAAAAAAUUGGUACCAAUAGGUAUUAUCUCCAGUAAACGGCUUUUGAUUUAUUCUCAAACUCGUACGAAUGAUUCACAUACCUACUAUAUUUCCGAAUACAAAGGGAAAAUUCAAUUUUCAAUCCAUUUGUAACCGUAUGAUUAGUUUUUGAAUUAUACUUUGAAAAUUGUCGCUAAAAUAUCCGACGACGAUACGAACGAAACCAGUCGGUCGGUUACCGAAACCAUCAAAGCGGCACAGUUUCCUAGACUCAUUUUAUAAAUAAAAAAUAAUUACACUGAACGGUUUAUUUGCGGUUAUAUAUCAUGAUGUCUAUAUCAUAUUGUAUACUAAUAAAAUGAAGUAUGAUUAAAUAAUAAUAAUAAUAAAAAAAAAAAAGCGAAACACACGAAUUUUAACAUUGGAUAGCAAAUUACGAGAUUCGUAUACAAAAGGCUGAACAGGAUACUGAAAGUACCCGUGCACGAGUCCCAAUCGUAUGAGUUCGAGAAUAGGUCGCCUAAUAUAGGUAAUAUUUAACUAUGGGUACGGUUCGGUACAAUCCAAUGGCGUAUCCAGGACGGACUGAGGGAGCUGCAGCUUUCCCCGCAAUGUCAGGAAUUAUUGUUUUAAAUACAGUGUAAGGUACUAUCGUUUACUAUGUUAUUUGUAACUGAUUAGCCCCGAUCGAAAAAAAAUUCUUGGAUACGGCACUGGCACGAUCCCCUGUCAUAUAAUCCAAAUAUACUAAACAAUAAAUAAAUAUACUGCGGAACAUCAAUAAUAUUAAUAAAGUUUGUGUUGUAUCUGUAUAUCACAUGACCAGAGUGUAAAAGUAAGUACGCAAUUAUUUUUAAAUGUAUCCACAAUAUUAUGCGGGAAACGCUAUUAUACCCAUGUUUGAGAUUUUUCAUAAUAACUAUGAUUGUGGUUAUGGGAUGUCACUGAACAGUGUUCUAGAAUAAUCGUAUUAUUAUAAUAUUUUAAAAUGUUCUAUUUCUGACACACAUCAACAGAUGAAUUAAUCGAAUCCAAUGUCUACGGUGAGUAAUUAUUCGUUGAAUAUACGCUGUGUCUAGAUGCACGGACGUCCGUGUUUCUAAUGUGCCCACGGACAAUUGUGUUUACAAUUUACAAUACUCACACGCACAAACGUAUAGGUAUUUUUUUUUUCGUCUUGACGGUAUUCAACGGCAAGCUAUUAGGUUUUACAUUUGACCCUUGCAUUAAGGUGCUAGAUUUACACUAAAGUUCCUUAGAGGAUUGUCAAGUUUAAACCGACAGAUUGGUAGAUAAUUUAAAUUUUUCCGGUUUAGCUAAACUCGUGUGGACUUUUGUUUUUAAUUGCGAGUUAUAGCUUUAACAUACGAUUGUGUACUAUUUGUUCCAGAAUGGUUUGCUUGGAAAUCUCUUCAAGUUGUGUAUUUUAAUAUUUGUAAGUAAAUUAAGAUUAAUAUUUUUUUUCACACACGCAUUAAUUGCUAAAAAUUAAAUCUUUAGGAAUAUUUUUCGGCAAAUGCCUCUAUAAAUAUUUUUUUUCCAGAGACUUUGUUUAUGUAACCUGUGAAUUUCAAUGAGACUUAAUGGUACUUUCGACAAAGAUGUGGUUCGGAGUAUGGGGGGUAACAUAAAAAUAGAACAGACAAUGUGUGUAAUUGAGAUGAGAAUGCUUAGGCGGAUAAGUAGAGUGAUGUGAUAAGAUAUAGGAUAAGGAACGGGUGCAUAUUAAUUAUAAUAAUAUUAUUAGAGGAGUAGCCUAGCUUCGAUAAUGAACGAAAUGAGAAAAUAUAUUUAUAUAUCUCCGGAGAUAGUUCGAGCGUGCCGUGAAGAGAAAGGAAUUGGAAGCAGUAAGAAUGGUAAUGCAAUCAAACAUAAGAGAAAAGAGGAGAAGAAGAAGACUGAGAGGUGAAGGAACGUGAUGCGGUUGAGAAUAUAGUGUGUUUCUUCUUGUAUGAUACACGCUUUUCUAAACAUCUACCAUGGUGCAUUGUGGUUAGAAUAAGUUUAUAUAUUUGUGUUCAACAUAAUAUUUCCGUAGCAAAUAUUCUAGUAUUCUAUUGCUAAUAUUACGGACCGGUAAUAUUUAUAAAAUCACGUCCGGUCCCGUACUGGAUUGCCAGGAAACCGAGCAAAUGCAUGAUACGCGCUAUCACAGUGCUCCCUUUACAAACACAUUAUACCGUUACGCUAGCAAUUUCGGGGAAAUAACAAUGGGAAAUUGAUUUAAUAUAUUGGCGAAAAUCCAGAAGUGCUACGAGUUUGGAUUAAUUCUGUUAGUUACGUCAACGUUUUAAUCUACAUAAUGCGUCUAUAAUGCGUGUAAACAGUAUUGAUAGUAGAUGAAAUCAAUCUUGAUAAUUUACUAAUUCUCGUAUAAUAUAUUCUAUUUAAUAUAGCAACUAUAUCACUCGAUAAAGGAAGUAAGUUCGAUUUUUAUGAUAUAUUAUUAUUUAUUAUGAUCAGGGAUCGGAUUUUAUAGUACCAAUAAAGUACUGAAAUAUGCGCUAAAACAAUGCGUCCCAAAAUUUUUCGUUUCGUAUAACGUUCUUUUUGAUCUGAGAUCAAAAACUAUUGUUUAUCAAACAACGAUUCUGAGUAGUAUUAACAGUAGUUGAAUUGUUUUUCCCAUUUUACAGCCAAAAGAUAACCAAUAAAACAACAAAAUAAAAAAAAAAACCGAUCAAUUAACAGUAGUUAGAAAUUAUUUUUAAUUUUAAAAAAGAACUCUUAAGAAUCGAGAAAAUUUUUUUAAACUAUGUACCAACGGAAAAAUUCCCCGUUUUUUAAAGUACAGCGUGAAUAUUUUAGAUCAUUUUAACUAAUCAAAAAGUGUUUUCCGAAAGGAAAAAACGAAAAAAAAAUAAAGUCAUAAUAAAAGUCACUGUUUUCGUUGUUAUUUGGGUUUCAAGUAAUAUUGUAUACCAGAUAUCAAAGCCACGCGGUUACGCUUCUGUACAGACGCUUCGAGUCUGCCCUAAAAACAUUAUAAAUAGCAAAAAAAAAAAAAAAAAUAAUGGAAAAUUAGUUUUCAUUUAUAAUCUUGUAAUAAUACUAUAUUUAAUUCGGGCGACUAAUCCGCGGACUAUAAAAAAUUGGAUUACAAUAUAAAAUAUUAUUUGAUAAACCGUGGAAAUGUGGGUAUUUUUUUUACCGGUUUACAUAAAUGACAACUUUGUUUCUACUAUUUUUCAUUUUAUUCAAUUGCAUAAGGAUCACAAAUGGAACCAACAAUUUAAAAUGCAUCAAAUAUGCAAUACACAAUUUUAUAUUCAGAAUCCUUGAUACACAAAACAAAUGUGUGGCGCGCUUUGCUAUUUUUAUCUGUAUCUAAUGGAAAGAAAAAAAAAAAACAACUCUAAAAUCCGUUCCCUGAUGAUGAUGUUUUGAGUUUUCGAUGAAUGCCGUAAUGGUUUUUAUUGAUGAUAAAACGAAUAGUUUCAACAAAGCAUUGUCAGAUGUAAAGUUUAUUUUCUAAAUGGACGAAUUGUACGGAUUCGAUAUUUAUUUAAUUCAAUAAUAUUCUUUUGUUCCUAACUUGAACUUUACAUCUCUGUAUCUUGGAUGGAGAUAGUUUUAUCCAACUGAUGUUUUUAGACUUUUUCAUAAAAAAGGACGCGGUACAUACGUAUAUGUGCUGUCUGGAUGUCUCCGUCUUGCAAACUUACUGAACGCGCUUUGUAUUGUUAGUUUUAAUAUUAGAGAUUGAAGUGAAUUGACCGUUUAUCAAACUUAAAUACAGGGAAAUUAUCUGUGCAACUAGGUCGGAUUUUAGUUGCUUAUGUUUUAAAUAUAGGUGUGUAUAUUAAAUAUCACAAUUUAAAAAUGUUUACAUCUCGUUUAACAUCGUCGAAAAAACUGAAACAGUUCUCUAGAAAAUAAUCUCGUCUUUAAGUUUAAUAAAAGGUCAAUUUACUUUAAUAUUAAAACUACCAGCACAACGUUGUUCCUGUUGAACGCAAAAUUCUAUUGUACCAUUGUAAAACGGUGACCAAAACGGUAAACCGUGUAAGAAAUAAAUAAAAAUUAAUAAUUAUAUUUUAUAGGUUACACUUGGGAGUAUUUUCAAAGCAUAAAAUCGGGAGCGUAUUUCAAUGGUAUUUAUAUGGAAUUGAUAAUAAUAAUAUUCUUAAGAGACAACUAUUUUACUAUUUUCUAUCGACGGCGGCUAAAAGUGCCGGUGUAUUAGUACUUCGUACGGUUAUAAUUUAAAAAAUCUGACAUAUUUCGCACCAAUAGUGUGUCACCGUUGUAGGUUGGUAGUUGAGAAGGUAAUAUUUAUAGGGUGAUUUGUAUGAACUCAUUGCUGACGAAAAACGAAUCUGAGCAAAGUCUGCUAAACAUAUUAUUACAAACUUAAAUUAAAAAUUAUAUACAUUUUAAAUUAUAAGACAUUGAUGACAAAAAUUACAACAAUUGUAUUCGCAUUAAUCCACCACCCCAAAAAAAUACUUUCGAAUAACUAUAAAUAACUCAAAAUAUGCCAGAUAUUUUACAACGUUUAUAAAUUAAUUACAUAAAUGUUCGGUAAAAAUCUCAAGUCUCUACGCUUAUUUUUCACUGAAUCACAAACAAUCAAAAUUAACAGAAACUGUUUUUUCGUUAAUAUUCCUGUUUAUUAAAAGUGUUUCCCACUUAUUCCACAAUACCUAUAAAUAAAAUAAUAAAAAUUAAAAAAGACCUCCUGAGUGUGGUGCAUAAAUUUGGCUACUAUAAACCAUCUAUAAUGAUGAGUAAUGCGAUAAAAUUACAAUUUCUGAGAGGCUAAUUUUUUGAUAGACCACCCAUCCCACCCUUAUUCAACAGCUAUAAAAAAAUCCCAUUCCUAAAUGUUUUAAUUAUAUUAGACUCAAAUAAGAUAGCGCUCGAUACUCCCUUUCCUUUUCCGAAUCCAUCCACGAAUAGCCCUCCAAAAAUGUGUAUAUAUUUCUCGUCCCACCGUCAAACUUUUGGCUGUAUUUAGAUCUGUGUUAAAGUUUUAUUUUUCAUUUUAAAUAACGUACAGUAGCACAUAUUGCAAUAAAACAUGAGUAUUUUAUAACAUUUAUUUAAUAUUUAGUUGAUAUUAAUAAAAUAUUAAAGUAAUUAAUAACAUUUAAUUAAGAGACCUACUUAAUGAUAAAGACAACCGGAAAUUUCAGAGGCAAUUGCCUCUCAAAUAAACCACGCCACUGUUUAUAAUGAUGAUUGUAGAAGGAUUUCUGGCUGAAAAACACAUUUAUAGACAGGAAAAAAUCAUACAUUGUAAAAUUAAUACACUCCUCGCUUCGCUCUGACUCCAUAAUUACCUAAAGGAGUGAAGGCCAAUGGUAAUUGCAAUAGGUAAAAUAUUUAAUUCUGUAGGUGGGUAUUUAAAUUAAACUCUCUUAUUUUAUAUGCAUAUUUAGUUGGCAAAACAAAUGUCAUAAAUUGUUAUAUUCAUAGUUAAAAUGACGGCGUAAAUUAAUAUUCAAAUUAUGUUAUACUAAUUCUAACUUUUAGAUUUAAUUGAUAAGGAUGGUCCCAAGGAAUUUUGUCGAAAAAAAGAAGCUCAAAACAAAAAUAAUGUAUAAAAUCAAUUAUUACAAAAGUUAAUAUUUAAUGUUGCAAUAAUUUACAAUAAAUGUUUGAAUUUAGCAUACAAUAAUAAUAUAAAUAUAAAAAUAUGAAAAUUUUAAAUUAUAUCUUUAUUAAUAAAAUUAUUAAACAAAACCGGCAAGACGUUUCUCUUUACCUCCUUUGUCCAUCCCCUCUCUUCCCAUCAUUACCUCGAUGAUUUAUUUUUUUAUUUUUUUCGUUAUAUUUUUUAUACAAUGGCUUUGUAUGAUAUCUUCUCUUUUAGAACCAGAGUUUGAAGUAUUCUUUUAUUAUUGUUAUUUACGAUUUCCGUCUGUGUACAACUUAGUACCAAAAAUCUUGCUUAAAUCGAAAAAUGACAAAAUACUUUUUUUGUAGAAAUUUAAACUAAAAAAACAUAUAAACACAUAGAUACAGGGCCGGUAUUAAAGGGUGGUAAUAGGGACAUUCGCCCCGGGACGCGAGAUUUAAGUAUCAAAUUAUAUGUUUUGAAAAAAAGCUGCAAUUAUUAGUUAGAUAUGACUUAUUAUUUUUUUCUGCUUUGUUCAUCACUUAAAUUUAAAUUUUAAAUUCCUUUUAAUUUUUAAUAAUUUUAGUUCUCAUUUAAUAUGUAAUUCAUUUGCGGUUUGCUCUUCAUUGAAAAUCCAUGUAAAUAACGAUACAGAAUAGUAUUCAUAUAAAGUACAGAGAACCCGUUGAAUCUUAUACAAACAUAGAAAUGUAUAAAGAAUACAAUUUAAGUCCCUACUCGGUCCGGUAUUUUUAUAUUUUAAAAAUCCGGUCACCGGUCCAGUGUCGGUCUUUUUAGUUGAGAAAAAUAACCGAAUCGAUUCCGCGGUUUAUUUCAUCAGCCCGGUCCGGUCCUGAUCUUAAUUUCACUUCUUUGGUUUGACCAAUUAAUUGUUGGUGAAAGUAAAAACUUUUAUAUAGUCUAGUCUGGGAAGGGAAUGAGGCCCAUGGGCCCCCCUCUGGAUCCACCACUAACUGACCAUUUACUAAUAUUUCAAAAUAAAGUACUAUCAGGUUGUUUGUAUAUAACAUGCAAUAAUGCAAUAAUAUUCAAAAACAUAUUAUUAAGUCGUAUUUUUGGAUUUUCAGUAAGAUUAUACCUAUUCUAAACUAUUAAUAUUUUCCUAAAAUUGUAAGUGAACGUAACAAUAUAAUGUGUUGUAAAAGGCGCAUUUUGAUAGAGCUCAGCGUGCAUUUUCUGGCAGUUUUGGGUACCUACCAUACAUUCCUCCAUUCGCUCAAAAUCUAAAAUAUCUAAAAUAAUACAAAAUAAUUUAAAUUAUACGAAACUGCUACAGAUUGCCCUAUUGUUUAGCUGAACCGCAAGUGCAUGCGCACAUU